Arabis nemorensis is the source of this 2685-nucleotide messenger RNA. NCBI's taxonomy places the organism in Eukaryota, Viridiplantae, Streptophyta, Magnoliopsida, Brassicales, Brassicaceae. The record is from the annotation of a GenBank genome assembly.
AUGGAUGGAGACAUUGUUGCACCUAGUGAAAAAAGUGAGUGGUCGUUGGAUCAGAAUUCUCAAAGGUGGAUAAGUUUUGAAAGUGUAAGCGAUCUAACCGUCAUUGGUACCGGAACUAUCAAUGGAUUUGGUUCCUCUUUUUGGGAGGAUACAAUAACUAAACGGCCUACGGCAUUGGAUUUUAAUAAUUGUAAUAACCUUAGAAUAAGCGGAAUAACUUUGAAAGACAGCCCGCAAAAUCAUAUAUCAAUCAACAAUUGUGACACAGUCGUGAUAUCGAGGAUACAAAUUCUUGCACCCGAAGAUAGUCCUAAUACUGAUGGAAUUGAUAUAUCCGCUUCAACUAAUGUUCACAUAUCUAAGUCUUCCAUUGGAACUGGAGAUGAUUGUAUAGCUAUAAAAACUAGAAGUGUAAAUAUCAACAUUACAAGGGUUGUUUGUGGACCUGGUCAUGGAAUAAGUAUCGGAAGUUUAGGAGCUAAUGGACAAAAAGCUAAGGUUGAGAACGUCCAUGUUACUUAUUGCACCUUCAACAAGACGAAAAAUGGAGCUAGAAUCAAAACUUGGCAGGGUGGAGAAGGAUAUGUUAGGCAUGUAUAUUUUGAGCACAUCACCAUCAUUGAUGCAAUGAAUCCUAUUAUAAUCGAUCAACAAUAUAAAGAUAAAGGGUAUCAUGGUCUUGAAUCGGCAGAGGAUUCAGAAGAUGUGGCGAUUAGCGAUGCAAAAUUCAUUGAUUUUCGAGGAACAACGUCGAAUGAAAAUAUUAUAACACUAAAUUGCAGCAAAAUCAAGCUUUGCGAAAACAUCGUUGUUGAUGAUAUCGAUAUUACAACAAUGGACAGGAAAGAGCCUAAGAUUGAAUGCAGCCAUGUGUGGAAUUCCAAUUGGUUUUCACAAAACCAAACUUUCGUUAAGCAGAGAAAACCAGUUUCAGAACUAGAUAGAGUGCUGAUGAAUGCGGCUAUGGAGGACAAGACAGUGAUCAUAACAGCAUUAAACCAAGCAUGGGUGGCUCCAAACUCGAUAUUCGACUUGUUUCUUGAGAGUUUUCGAAUCGGAAUUGGAACAGAAAUGUUGUUGAAACAUACUUGCUGGUCCGAACGGGUUCUUGUCUCCCGGUUACUUGACGCUCGUUUGGCGGCGAUGAAAUUUCUUAAGAGAAGUAAUUGCCCUUGGUUACAACUUCAUCUUCACGACGCUGAUUUUCAAAUUACAUGCGACAAUUACAACGGAAAACCUUCUGACAAAAGCAAUUGGGUGAACUCCGGAUUCACAUACGUCAAGGCGAAUAACAAAACCGCAAAAUUCUAUGACUUUUGGUGUGGCUCGAGACGAAGGUUCCGUGGUAGAAAGCACGACCAAGAUAUACUCAACUUCAUAAAAAAAGAUCCAUUUGUUGCGAAAAUCGGAAUCAAGAUAAGGUUUCUCGACACUGUUUAUUUUGGAGGGUUUUGCCAGCCAAGCAAAGACGUCAAUGUAGUGAACACAAUGCAUUCCAAUUGUUGCAUGGGUUUAAACAACAAAAUUAGGUAUCUUAAUGACGUUCUUCGUGAUUGGAAGCAAUAUUUGUCCGAGAAUUUGUCUGGGAAUACUACUUUGGCCGAGACUAAAUGGAACCUUCGCCAUAGUAAGUCUCUGGAUUCAGGAUUUUCGAUCGGACAAAAAGACAUAACAAGAAUCUUGAUUCUGUUUCUUGGUUUGACUGCUUCAUGUCUGGUUUUAUACAAAGCAGCUUAUCCUCUGCAACAACUUGAUGUCAACAAUCUUAGUUCUCUUCUUACUUCUCCAUCUCCACCAUUACCAAAUCUCAACUCGUCAGAGACUUCUCCUGAAACAAUAAUACCAAAAAUGAGUUUCAAGGAGAUUUUGGCGAAUGCAUCGAUGAAGAACAAUACAGUCAUUAUAACGACAUUGAAUCAAGCUUGGACAAAGCCAAACUCUUUGUUUGAUCUCUUCUUAGAGAGUUUUCGUAUUGGACAAGAAACACAACGACUGUUGAAACAUGUAGUAGUAAUUUGCUUGGAUCCCAAGGCGCUUCGACGAUGUAUACAACUUCACCCUAAUUGCUACUAUAUUGAAACUUCAGAAACUGAUUUCUCUGGUGAGAAACUUUUCAACACUCCUGAUUAUCUUAAGAUGAUGUGGCGUAGAAUCGAGCUUCUUACAAAAGUUCUUGAGAUGGGUUUUACCUUCAUCUUCACGGACGCAGAUAUAAUGUGGCUUAGAGAUCCAUUUCCUCGGCUAUAUCCAGAUGGAGAUUUUCAAAUAGCAUGUGAUAGUUUCUCUGGAGAUCCUUACGAUGUAAACAAUUGGGUCAAUGGAGGUUUCACAUACGUAAAAUCAAACAAUCGAACCAUCGAAUUCUACAAAUUCUGGCAUAAAUCUCGUCUGAAUUAUCCAGGGUUACAUGAUCAAGAUGUGUUCAACAAAAUCAAGCAUGACCCUUUUAUCACUCAGAUUGGAAUCCAAAUGAGAUUCUUUGAUACGGUUUAUUUUGGUGGGUUUUGUCAAACGAGCAGAGACAUAAACUUGGUUUGCACAAUGCAUGCUAAUUGUUGUAUUGGAUUAGAGAGGAAGCUUCAUGAUCUGAAUCUUGUUCUUGAUGAUUGGAUAAAGUACUUGUCUAUGUCGGAACAAGUGAAGAAAACGACGUGGAGUGUUCCAAUGAAGUGUUUGGAAAAAUGA